Schistocerca nitens (vagrant locust) is the source of this 384-nucleotide messenger RNA. Its product is annotated as GA-binding protein subunit beta-1-like. The transcript has a single exon. Gene Ontology annotation, molecular function: protein binding. The coding region runs from base 1 to 384 and encodes 127 amino acids. Lineage: Eukaryota; Metazoa; Arthropoda; Insecta; Orthoptera; Acrididae. The record is from RefSeq and is a predicted model, not a curated record.
AUGUUUGGGGGCAGCUGGACCGUCCUGCACCUGGCAGCAGCCGGGGGUCACGUGGCUGCGGCCAGCUGCCUCGUCGGCGCCGGCGCGGAGGUCGACGCCAGGGACAGCCUGGAUCAGGGCACGCCCCUGCACCGGGCUGCAAUGGGUGGCCACGCUGGUGUGGUGCGGCUGCUGGUCGGCGCCUCUGCUGACCUCAACGCCAGGGAUGGGGAGGGGCGGACGCCGCUGCACUGGGCGGCAGAGGGGGGCCACGCAGAGGCGGCGGCUGAGCUCCUCCUGGCGGGGGCGGACAGGGGGGCCCUGGAUGACGAAGGCUGGACCCCCCUGGACCUCGCCAGGGAGAGGGGAAAGCAGCAGCUGGUGGAUAUGCUGACACAACGCUGA